AUGGACAGAUACUUUAAUAGCGGAGCGGAGGAUUCCAGCCAGUCAUUCCGGUCACUCGCUCUGUACGGUAUCGGCGGAGUUGGCAAGAGUUCUGUUGCUCUGCGGUACGCUGAGACUAGAAUUCACCGCAAGGAGCUGGACGCAAUGUUGUGGGUAGCUGCUGAGAAGGAAGUCACCCUUCGGCAAAGCUUCACUGACUUUGCCAUGCGAUUGAAACUACCGGGCGCUCAGCCCAAAGAUCAUGACCAGAACAGAACUCUUGUCUUGGACUGGCUCCAGAAUACGGAGUGCCGAUGGCUGCUGAUAUUUGACAAUGUCGAAUCUGCGGAGCUCCUGAUGACGUACUGGCCAACCAGCGAUCGAGGAGACGUGGUACUCACAACUCGCAAUCGUGCCUUUGGGCUCUCUCCAGCAGAUAGAGGACUUGAAAUCACAGAAUGGGAUACUGAAACAGGCUCUCAAUUCUUGACUUACUUGCUCUCAGCCGACAUCAGCAACCAGCUGACUGAAGAGGAGGCGAAUAGUGCACAUGAGUUGUCACUUAAACUUAGCGGGCAUGCUCUUGCAUUAUCUUUGAUGGCUGGCCUGAUUCAUCGCCGUUCUUGGUCCAUUGAGGAGUUUGUUGAAAUGUACAAGAGGCACCCACAGAAGGUCCAUGGCAUUUUUGAAAACAGUUCGAUCAAUGCUCUCUGGGAGAUGUCAUUCCGGUCGCUGAACAAAAGAUCCAGCACCCUUCUAGGUGUACUAGCUUUUCUUUCCCCCGACAACAUCCCUCAGGCGCUCUUUGAACCCAAGGAUCCUGAUGUUCUUUCAGGUUCUCUUGAGUUCUGUAAAGAUCCGUUUGAUUUUUCAGACGAGAUGGAGACUUUGAUGACCCUUGCUCUGGUCAAGCGCAACAAGGAGCAACGAGCAUUCUCAGUCCACAGGCUUGUUCAAACAUCGUUUAAGUAUUUUCUGAGUUUUGAAGACCGCCAGAAGAGUUUUAACAAUGCGGCCCUGUUGGUCUCUGCUGCUUUUCCACGGAAGGAUUCCGAGUUUGCUCAAAUGUAUCAUGCGUGGAAGCAAUGCUCCCUCUACCUUCCUCAUGUACUCAGCUUGAGAGAUGGUUUCCGCGAAGAGAAGUAUCUUAUCGAAACCAAUGGUUAUAAUGACCUUCUUGAUCUUUUGGAGGUCAAUGCCAUGGCCAUCCCAACAAUUCCGCCCCAGCCAAAGAGCAUCCAAGCCGACAUUGAGGGUGAUUUGGCAUCUCACAGGGGUCAGGCACUGGCACGGGUGGGCAGGGCUGAGGAAGGGGUUAAAGAACUGAAGCUUUCAUACGAGAUCUUUGCUAGUUCUCAGCCACGCAACCUUCGAGAAGAGGCGUGGUGUGCAGAGAGUCUUGCCGAUGGCAUCGCCUCAAUGAACAAUUAUCCUGAGGCGGUGAUUUUUCAAGAGAAAGCACGGGAACACUGGCUUGAGUGGGCCAAAGAUAACAGUGCAGAUACGACAGAAUGGCCUGCGAUCUUGAAAUGGGGAAUGGGGAACAACCUGAUAUGGGCGGGAGAAAAUCAGCGUUCAAGGGAUAUUCUGACUCAAGGCCUUGAACAACUAGAGGGAGCAAAGCCGUACAAUUGGGCAAUGGUCGCCUACACCAACUAUGCCCUGGGGACUGUGAAUCGCGCUGAUGGCGAUUUCGAGUCAGCGGAGAGACACUUUACAGAUGCCUACAAUAAGUGGAUCUCAGGGGAUAAUCUACUCUCCGAUCCUUUUUGUGGAGCAUGUGUGUACCGCAUGGGGUGUGCAGCUCUUGAUCAAGGCAAGGUAGAGACUGCUAUGUAA
Molecule: messenger RNA, 1818 nt
Organism: Uncinocarpus reesii 1704
Lineage: Eukaryota; Fungi; Ascomycota; Eurotiomycetes; Onygenales; Onygenaceae
Exons: 4
Coding region: 1-1818 (605 amino acids)
Molecular function (GO): ADP binding; protein binding
Source: RefSeq, a predicted model, not a curated record